UGAAAUGAUUUUGAGAAUAGUCGCAGCAGUGUCGGUCGCAAUAGUCAGUUUAUGAUUGCGAUAUUAUGACUUGAAAUGUUGGAAGGUUGGAGCUUUAAAGUCAGAGUCUACUACCGUGUACAUUUAUUUUUAAGAUAUUAGUUGGAAAUGGAUCGUUAGUUUAAAUUGUAAAGUGUAUAUUUAUCGACACAUUGGAAUGUCGAAGUUUAUUCGUGAAUUCAAGAUGGCCAAGUAAGAGAAACAAGGAGUUUAAAAAUGAGAUAGAGUGAUUGGGAGCUAGUGGAAAGGGGAUCGUAAACUUAAAUUCCCAACGGCCUAAAUCCAACGGGAUUUCAUGAAAACUUGAGGAAAUAGGCGAGGCUGAGGCGCGCUGACGAAUACAGCCGAUGCAACGGGGAGGAAAUCCGCGACUCGACUCGUUGCAGUUUGACGGCAGCCCAGAAUAACCGUCAUCGUCUGGAGGCAGUGCAUGCUUCGAGCGCUGGUGGAGGGGGGGACUUAAGGAAGUGAUCAGUAAAGAAUAACAAAAAGUUCCACUACCAGCCGGUAUUGACGCGUGCGCCAUUCCCUUUAUAAGCAAGACGAAAACGCCAUUCGCGAGGUCGAGUGAUUGUUCGAUCACUCAAAAAACGGUUCAACAUUGUUCAUCCAUUUGUCUAAGUCUUUGAUUUAACAAUACAAUGGAGUCUUUAAUUCCAGUCAUCAAUAAGCUUCAAGAUGUUUUUAAUACCGUGGGUGCUGAUGCUAUACAACUACCACAAAUCGUUGUUUUAGGAACACAGAGUUCUGGAAAAUCAUCGGUGAUAGAAAGUCUUGUUGGACGUACAUUUUUACCAAGGGGCACAGGCAUCGUGACUCGUCGACCAUUGGUAUUACAAUUAGUAUAUUCCCCGAAAGAUGAUAAGCAAAAUCGGAGUGCCGAAGAUGGUACUUUGGAUGUGGAUGAAUGGGGCACUUUUCUUCAUCAGAAACACAAAGUUUAUAAAGACUUCAAUGACAUUCGUAGAGAAAUUGAGUUUGAAACGGAUCGUAUGGCUGGUGAUAACAAAGGAAUAUGUCCCGAACCCAUUAAUUUAAAAAUUUAUUCUAAAUCUGUAGUUAACUUAACUUUAAUUGAUCUUCCUGGAAUAACAAAAGUUCCAGUGGGAGAUCAGCCCGAAGAUAUUGAAAGUCAAAUUCGCCAAUUAGUUGUUAAGUAUAUUUGGAAUCCAAAUUCAAUUAUUUUAGCAGUUGUAACUGCCAAUACGGACAUGGCUACUAGCGAAAGUUUAAAAAUGAGUAAAGAUGUUGAUCCCGAUGGUAGGAGAACAUUGGCUGUCGUUACAAAAUUAGAUCUUAUGGAUGCAGGUACUGACGCUAUAGACAUUUUAUGUGGUAGAGUUAUUCCUGUACGAUUAGGUAUUAUUGGUGUCGUCAAUCGUUCUCAACAAGAUAUCAUAAAUAACAAAUCUAUAAAAGAUGCUUUGAGAGACGAAGCUGCGUUUUUACAACGGAAAUAUCCUACCUUGGCCAAUAGAAACGGAACGCCUUACCUAGCAAAAACAUUAAAUCGUUUAUUAAUGCAUCAUAUUAGAGACUGCUUGCCCGAAUUAAAAACACGUGUUAAUGUAAUGGUGGCUCAAUUUCAAACGUUACUCAAUUCUUAUGGAGACGAUGUAAGCGACAAAAGCCAAACGCUUCUUCAAAUAAUUACGAAAUUUGCGAGCAGUUAUUGUUCAACAAUUGACGGUACUGCCAGAAAUAUAGAAACAACAGAAUUAUGUGGAGGUGCAAGGAUUUGUUAUAUUUUUCACGAAACUUUUGGAAAAACUUUGGAUUAUAUUCAUCCAUUGGCUGGUUUAACAAAAAUUGAUGUUCUAACUGCCAUUCAAAAUGCUACUGGACCAAGACCUGCUCUCUUUGUGCCUGAAGUAUCAUUCGAACUCCUAGUCAAAAGGCAAAUACGCCGACUCGAAGAACCUUCCCUGCGUUGUGUGGAACUUGUGCACGAAGAAAUGCAACGUAUUAUUCAACAUUGUGGAAUAGAGGUACAACAAGAGAUGCUACGCUUUCCGAAACUUCACGAGAGAAUAGUCGAUGUUGUUACACAACUCUUACGUCGACGACUUCCCACAACCAAUACAAUGGUGGAAAACUUGGUUGCCAUAGAAUUAGCAUAUAUUAAUACGAAACAUCCAGAUUUUCACAAAGAUGCUGCUCUUGUUUCUUCUUUAGUAAAAAAUGUCGAAUUAAGUCAACCAAAGCCAAUUAAAAGACAUUUAUCUUCGUAUCCUAACUCGACAACUAAUGCCAUUAUUCCAAUAGAAAAUAAAUCAUCGAACAAUCGAAUUAACCACAAUACGUUUUCGGAGCACAAUAAUAAAGAAAAUAUUCAGCAAAACCACUGGCUUCUUAGUAAUUUACUACCACAGGGCAGGCCGGAAUCAGCUAGUUCAGCGGAUGGAUCGCCAGUUCGAAACCAAGACGACAUGAUAUCGUUGAAUUCGCUAAAUUCGCUAAAUUCAAAUCAAAAUUGCAAUUUAAUAUUAGACUUACAAAAGGGUUCACCUCAACAGAAACCAGUUAAUUUACUGCCAGAGGUGCCAAUGCAAGCCUCUCGUAAAUUAAGCGAUCGAGAACAACGAGAUUGCGAUGUUAUAGAGAGGCUCAUUAAGACAUAUUUUUACAUUGUCCGCAAGUCCAUACAAGACAGUGUUCCUAAGGCUGUUAUGCAUUUUUUAGUUAAUUUUGUAAAGGACAAUCUACAAAGUGAACUAGUUACGCAUUUAUAUAAGUCUGAUAAUGCAGAGGCUUUACUUAAUGAAAGUGAACAUAUUGCCGUUAGGCGUAGAGAAGCAGCAGAUAUGCUUCAAGCCCUCACUCAAGCUGGCCACAUUAUAAGUGAAAUUCGCGAAACGCACAUGUGGUAAUUGAGCAGCGUUUUUGAUGGGCUAGUUUUUCAUAGAAUGAACAGAGUGACAUAAUUUUAGAUAAGUUGUUCGAAAAAUACAUCUCAUAACUAUGUAUAUUGGACCUAUGUAAAUACGUAUUCAUUUAAAUAAUUUUCACGCAAGCAAAAAUGUUAGUUUCAUUCGUUGAUUAA
Molecule: messenger RNA, 3082 nt
Organism: Ceratosolen solmsi marchali
Lineage: Eukaryota; Metazoa; Arthropoda; Insecta; Hymenoptera; Agaonidae
Gene: Drp1
Product: dynamin related protein 1
Exons: 9
Coding region: 681-2909 (742 amino acids)
Biological process (GO): intracellular distribution of mitochondria; endocytosis; mitochondrial fission
Cellular component (GO): microtubule; cytoplasm; membrane
Molecular function (GO): GTPase activity; microtubule binding; GTP binding
Source: RefSeq, a predicted model, not a curated record